AAUAAUAACAACAAUAAUAAUAAUUGCUAUUUGUUUAUAUUAUUGAUAUUCCUAAAUUUAUAUUUGGUUAUAAGCAUGGCUUAGAUAGUAUACACAUAACACAUUACAGUCAACGUCAUUCCAUUUUUUCCAUUGUUGAGGUCGGUCUGCACUCACUGCUACUUGUCACGUGCUGCACAUUUUGCCGUUUGCUCUGUUUACAUUUCCGUAAAAAAUUUAAAAAUUUAAAAUAUCAAUCGAGAUGUUGUCGCAAGAUAGUGCCGUGGCUGGCCACCUGUUGCCGCGUUGAUGACAUUUUCAUCGUUCAUUAUUCUCACCUCAAAUAUCUGGACGAAGUAUAACACUUAACACGCCUCUUUUUAGCCCUAGCUGACUCAUAGCCCAUGGUUUACUAAUUACAUCGAAUCAAAAAUGGCUUGCUUUGGAUUCGACCGUGACGCGCCUGAAGUACCUGGACAAAUCCGUGUCAGGGGGUGUACGGACAUAGUAUGGCUGUGCGCAUUUUUGGUUCUCUGGUGUCUGAUGAUAUUUAUAGCUGUAUUUGCUUUUAUCUAUGGCGAUCCUCUGCGUUUGAUUAAUGGCCACGAUAGUUUUGGUAACACUUGUGGUUCUUCUGGUAAUUUCAAAAUGGGCAAACUCUCCAACUUGGACACUACAGAUAAGAAGUUCCUAUUCUAUUUAGAUCCAGCCAACAUUGAACAUAGUAUGCAGAUAUGCGUUAAACAAUGUCCAGAUAGUGAUAUAUUAGCGUUGGAAGAUCUUCAGAAUUUUUAUAACCGAACAGAUUCAUUACUUUGCAGCUACAAUUUUGAUUUGAACAAUUUUACUACUGAUGAAGCGCUUUACAAGUCUACUAUUAUCACUACAUCUUUGGGGCCUUGUCCUCCAUUCCCUGUUUACAAAAGUCAUCAUGUGUUGAAUAGAUGUGUUCCUGAAGAAUUGAAUAAUCAAACAUUGCCUUUGAUUUACAAUAUUUAUAGUAUGAUGAAUGAUUGGGAUUUCACAGAAGAAAUAUUGAAUGAUUUGUACAAAACUUGGCCACAAAUGUUGUAUUUCACAAUAUUAGCUUUUGUAUUGACAUUUAUCAUCAUUUUACUGAUUCAUUUACUUACAAAAAUUGUUGCCUAUAUAUUAUUGAUUGGUGUCAGCUUGAUGGUUCUAGUAAAUGUAUUUUUACUUUGGUGGGAAUAUUUUACUUUGAAAAUACGUCUUGACAAAACUAUCGAAGCACAAACAUUAAGUGCCGAUGCUUGCAAUGAACACACCUUUCUAAUACUUUCCAUCCUUUUUACAUUAUUUUCGAUUAUUAUACUUUUGUUGGUUUUGGCUAUGCGUAAGCGAUUGAAUUUUUUGUCCACUUUGUUUCAUGAGUCGGCUGAUUGUUUGUCUAAACUUCCAGCCUUAUAUUGGCAACCUAUGUGUACAUUUUCUGUGCUACUUGGUUUGUAUGCAUUUUGGACUGCUGUGAUCCUUCAUUUAGCUACAGCAAAUUAUCCUGGUACAAGAUCACUGAAAUUAGUAACUGAUUUUGUUGAGCAAAACAUGACAACCAAUGAUUCAAUGAUUUUGGAAGAGUCGGAGAAACAUUUUUUGCCAUUUAUCAAUGCUGUAGAGUUUAAAGAUGCUACUUGGGUACGUUAUAUGUGGUGGGUAUAUUUAAUUGGCCUAAUAUGGUCAUCUGAAUUUAUAUUAGCAUGUCAACAUAUGAUUAUUUCUGGAGCAGUCGCAAAAUGGUAUUUUACCAAUGGAAAAAAUAAAAAAUCUGUUGUCCUUUCAUCAAUGUAUAAUCUAGCAUUCUACCAUUUGGGUUCUAUUGCUCUUGGAUCUCUGUUAAUCAUUUUAUUUAAAAUUCCCAGGCUUAUAUUGACAACAUGUCAUUCUAAGAGUAGUUCAACAAAAACAGAUAACCAUUGUAUAAAAAAGACAUGCUCUUGUUGUACAUAUUCCUUUGACAAUUUUUUUAAGUAUAUCAAUCAUAAUGCAUAUACCAUAGUAUCAAUGGAAGGCAUAGGAUUUUGUUUAGCUGCUUCGAGGGCUUGGCAUGUUAUUGUUGGUAACGCUUUGAGAUUGGGUUCCAUAAACAGCAUUGGUGACUUUAUAUUAUUCCUGGCCAAGUGUUUGGUCACUCUGAUUGUUGGUUCUUUGGCAUUGUUCACUUUACGAUCUAACUCAGAAUUACAUUUUCAUGCUAUACCAAUCAUCGUUAUAUGUAUAUUUACAUUUUUUGUUGCUCACUGUGUCAUUUCAUUACACGAGGUGGUAAUUGAUACAUUAUUUUUAUGUGUAUGUGAAGAUAAAAAUAUUAAUGGAGAAAUGUGGCACAAGAGUCCAAUAAUAAAACUAUCAAAGUCUAAAAAGCCGAUUGUAAAAAAUUCUACUAACACACAAAUUAUAAAAACCAACACAUAAGGUUGUUUUAGCUUUUACGCAUUUUACACUUUUUCCUAAGAUUCCAAGAUUCUUUGUCUUAUUUAUAGUCAAUAAUUGUUUAAAAAAUACCUAUUUUAUAUUAACUGAUGGCAUAUAUUUAUAUUUAUUAACUUACAUUAAGUUGCUUACUAUUCUAAUGAGCACUGUGCAAUCUGUUUAUCCUAUUAUUAAAAAAAAAAAAAAAAAUUGUUAACUCAUUUAAACAUAUAUAUUUUUAAGAUGGACCAUUAUACAUUUGUUGAAACUUGACAUUUUAUUUUAUUUUAUAGUAUUUAUGUAUUUAUGAAUUUAGAGUUUAGAUAAUUGCCAGUUUGCAUGAAUGAUAGUUUAAAGGCUCAAUACAAUUUAAUAGAGCAAUAAAGCCUCAUGUUUAAGGGACCAUUAAUUCAUUAUUGACUCAUUAAAUACUUCUAUAGACAAUGUUUAUAAAUAUUUAUUUAUAUGUUAUCUUGAAUAUUUAAAUAUUUUUCAUGUUUUAAUUGGUUUAUACAAAUUUUAUUUUAAUGGAGUAUAUAUAUAUUUUUCAAACAACAAUUGUUAAUAUAAUGAAUAUUAUUGGUAAUAAUCCUCAGAUGGUUGAAAUAAUAUUUUUUUUUAAGUGUAUUUAUAUGAUUAUUUUUAAGAUGUACUUAAUAAGCUUUUUUAAAACUAAUACAAGAACAUGAUUUAUUAGGUAUAACUAUUUUUAAAAUUUUUAAAGAAAAUUUAUUAUAAUUCUUUAAUUUGUAUUUCACGUAUAAUUAAAAGUAUGACUGUAGCAAAUAUAUUAAUUAUUCAAUUAUGUUGUAAAAUAAAAACAGCUCUUUUAUAGUAAGGAAUCUAUUGACUACAACUGUCUGGUGUAUUAUGUAGUAUACUGAUUAUGUACACUGUUUAUACUGGAAAAUACAUAAGCUUUAUUAUUUU
Messenger RNA from Aphis gossypii (cotton aphid), 3336 nucleotides. It is a transcript of the gene Ctl1, whose product is annotated as choline transporter-like 1. Gene Ontology annotation, molecular function: transmembrane transporter activity. The record is from RefSeq and is a predicted model, not a curated record. Gene Ontology annotation, cellular component: membrane. The transcript is spliced from 14 exons. Bases 412 to 2409 code for a protein of 665 amino acids. Lineage: Eukaryota; Metazoa; Arthropoda; Insecta; Hemiptera; Aphididae. Gene Ontology annotation, biological process: transmembrane transport.